GGCAUCCACUGUUUUCACCGUUUCGAUUAAGUGAGAAAAUUCUCUGAAUUCGUAAAGGGCUGGAUUUGACAGAUACUGGCCUGCGAAUGAGUCAGUAUUCGCCUUGUCUCGCACAAUUUCGAUCGAUCGUCUGUGUCUUCGUGCAAUGUAAUGCGUUCAGUUCUGCUCACGAAUUUACUUUGUCAUCAUUUUAGAACCUCAGCAAAUUGCUUAGUCUUUUGUCAGAUGUUCAUCUCAAUCUAGCUAGCGUUUGUACAGCAAUAGGUGAUGGAUAGCUCCACGGGAGAAUGUGCGACAUCAUAUAAAUCACCACCAACUUCACAGAGUUCUGUUGAAGACAUCGCAGAAGAAGUUGGCACACUGCAUGAGUCUGUCGAAGAGAAGCAGAACUCCUCUAAGCGCAAAUCUCCCAUGGAUGUCUCGUCGCAGGGAAAACGAUACGCGAGAAGUCCGAGUUACUCUAUGGACUCCGAUGAGGAAUCUUCUACGCAUGCUACCGUUGAGGAUGCACAUCUAAUUCGACCUUGGGUAGAUCAGUUUCAAGCAAUGUCACGAAGAUGUCAGCGCAGUGCACUACUGCAGUUGAUAAGUACGUGCGGGCUACAACAUGUGCGUCAUGUGCGUCAGCUGAUCGAGCCUCAUUUCCAGAAGGAUUUCCUUUCUUGUCUACCAGUUGAGCUUGCGAUACAAAUUGUUGCAAAUCUACCGAUGGCAGACAUUGUGCGUGCUGCAAGGGUAUCACGUUUUUGGCGUGAUAUAUGUGAAGACGAUCGUAUGUGGCGGCUGAAAUGUGAACGCGAAGGACUUGAACCCCUUCCUUUGCCUAGUGAACGUGUUGCUGGAGCUUGGGAACAAACAGCUAUGGGUAAUGGUGUGACCAUUGUGGAUCACUAUAAGGGAGCUGAGUUGGAGCAACAUAGGAAGGCAAGAGAGCAAAGCUAUGGAAGUGUAUACUCACGAUCCGUAUGGAAAGCCACCUAUCUGAGGCGUUGUCGAAUUGCAGCUAACUGGAGACGUUUGCCUAUAGGUGGAAGCAUGGUGUUGAGAGGACAUGAGGAACAUGUUAUAACGUGCUUACAGAUACAAGGAGAUAUGCUGGUCACCGGAUCUGAUGACAACACUCUCAGAGUGUGGAGCAUCGAACAAGGGAAGCUACUUUUUACGCUUGUGGGACAUACGGGAGGAGUAUGGACAUCACAGCUGUCGACUGACGGAAAGUAUAUCAUUAGUGGCUCGACUGAUAGGACUGUAAAAGUUUGGUCAGCAAAAGAUGGCUCACUUAUCCAUACAUUACAUGGACACACAAGUACAGUGCGAUGCAUGAGUCUGUGCCGAAACACACUGGUAUCUGGAUCACGCGACACAACCGUCAGAGCGUGGAAUAUCGAAACUGGUAGGUGCGAACAAUAUCUGACUGGUCAUGUAGCAGCAGUGCGCUGCGUGCAAUUGGAUCUUGAUGGGGGACGUGUGAUUUCGGGUGCAUACGACUUCACAAUCAAGGUUUGGGAUUACGAAACUGGUUCCUGCACGUAUACACUGACUGGCCAUACCAAUAGGGUUUAUUCUUUGUUGCUGGAUGCCCCGCGCAACAUAGUUGUCAGUGGUAGUCUCGACACCACUAUAAGGGUUUGGGACAUUGCAAAAGGCACGUGCAUUUGUGUUCUUUCUGGACACCAUUCACUGACAUCGGGCAUGCAGCUUAGAGGUGACAUACUGGUAUCAUGCAAUGCUGAUAGUGACGUCAGGGUAUGGAAUAUUCGGGAUGGAUCCUGCAUGUAUCGCCUUCAUGGUCCCAAUGGUCACACGUCAGCCAUCACUUCGUUGCAGUUUCUGGAUAAUGGUAUCGUUGUAACUAGUGGAGAUGAUGGAGCUGUCAAGCUCUGGGAUGUCAUGAAAGGUGAAUUUAUUCGUGAUCUCAUUUUGACGCUGGGUAUCCAUGAAGGAAUGGGUUUGCUUUUUAUGGUUAAAAUAGAUCUGGGCUUUGAUCUUUCGCAUCAUUUUGCUGUGCAAGGCAAUGAUGAUAGUAUUAUUUGUGGUCGAAUCAUUCUUUCAUCGCUGCCUUUUGCACUGAGGUUUUGUUAUCUGUGA
Molecule: messenger RNA, 2088 nt
Organism: Cylicocyclus nassatus
Lineage: Eukaryota; Metazoa; Nematoda; Chromadorea; Rhabditida; Strongylidae
Source: the annotation of a GenBank genome assembly